Tripterygium wilfordii is the source of this 1896-nucleotide messenger RNA. Its product is annotated as probable mitochondrial-processing peptidase subunit beta, mitochondrial. Bases 68 to 1654 code for a protein of 528 amino acids. Gene Ontology annotation, cellular component: mitochondrion. Lineage: Eukaryota; Viridiplantae; Streptophyta; Magnoliopsida; Celastrales; Celastraceae. Gene Ontology annotation, biological process: proteolysis. Gene Ontology annotation, molecular function: metalloendopeptidase activity; metal ion binding. The record is from RefSeq and is a predicted model, not a curated record. The transcript is spliced from 9 exons.
CUAUUUAGUAUUCACUCCUCAUCUCUGAAACCCUAAACAGAGAGAGACGCCAAGACCAAAUCCAGCCAUGGCGUUCAAGCAACUUCUAACCCAAUCCUACCGGGCGCGUAAGCUUAGUCCAGCUAUGCUAUCCACCGCGGUCCGAUCUUCCUCGACCGCCUCAUCAAUCGCUACGACACAGCCUUCAGCUGUCCCCGCUGAGGCAACUACGAUGCCUUACGAUAUAAUUGCAGAGGAGGUGAAAUACAAGCUCAAGAGACUCGAACAGCAGGACCCGAAGUUCCUCAAAUAUGGAUCGCCCAUCCCGACCCUCACAUCUCACACGCACAUUCUUUCGGCGCCGGAGACUCGCGUCACAAUACUCCCCAAUGGUCUGCGUGUGGCAACUGAGUCAACUCUUGCUUCGAAGACUGCCUCAGUUGGGGUCUGGAUCGAUGCAGGGUCGCGAUUUGAGACCGAGGAGACUAAUGGUACAGCGCAUUUUUUGGAGCACAUGAUCUUCAAAGGGACGAAGAGGAGGACCGUGAACCACCUUGAGGAGGAGAUCGAGAACAUGGGAGGUCAUUUGAAUGCGUAUACAUCAAGAGAACAGACCACCUAUUACGCCAAGGUUAUGGAUAAGGAUGUCAACAAUGCACUUGACAUCUUGUCUGAUAUAUUGCAGAACUCCGAGUUCGAUGAGCGCAGGAUCAACCGAGAGAGGGAUGUGAUUUUGAGGGAAAUGGCUGAGGUUGAAGGGCAAACGGAGGAAGUAAUUUUUGACCAUUUGCAUGCAACUGCUUUCCAGUACACUCCAUUGGGUAGAACUAUUCUGGGUCCAGCUAAGAAUAUUAAGACAAUAACCAAAGACCAUCUUGAGAAGUAUAUACAAACACACUACACUGCUCCCAGAAUGGUGAUUUCUGCUUCAGGAGCCGUUAAGCAUGAGGAGGUUGUUGAACAAGUAAAGAAAUUAUUCACCAAAUUAUCUGAUGAUUCAACCUCAACUUCUCAGUUAAUUGCUAAGGAACCAGCUGUAUUUACUGGCUCUGAGGUUAGGAUUAUUGAUGAUGAUAUUCCUCUAGCUCAAUUCGCAGUUGCAUUUGAAGGAGCUGCAUGGACCGAUCCAGAUUCUAUUGCUCUGAUGGUCAUGCAGGCUAUGUUGGGCUCUUGGAAUAAAGGUGCAGGAGGUGGAAAGCACAUGGGUUCUGAGUUGGUGCAAAGGGUUGCCAUAAAUGAGGUGGCAGAAAGCAUGAUGGCUUUCAACACCAAUUACAAAGACACUGGCCUGUUUGGCAUAUAUGCAGUGGCUAAGCCGGAUUGCUUGGAUGAUUUAGCUUACGCAAUCAUGUACGAGACAACUAAAUUGGCUUAUCGAGUCUCCGAUGCUGAUGUUACUCGGGCUCGUAACCAGUUGAAAUCCUCUCUGUUGCUUCAUAUUGAUGGGACAAGUUCUGUGGCUGAAGACAUAGGGCGUCAGCUGCUUACAUACGGUAGAAGAAUACCAUUUGCUGAGUUGCUUGCUAGGAUUGAUGCAGUUGAUGCAAGCACCAUCAAACGUGUUGCAAACAGAUUUAUUUUUGACAGGGAUAUAGCAAUUGCUGCAUUGGGACCCAUCCAGGGACUGCCCGACUACAACUGGUUCAGGCGCAGGACCUACUGGAACCGCUACUAGUUCAUAUCUCCAUUUUUGUUCAUUAUUAUUUAUCUGCAUCACUCAUGUGUCUUGCACUUCUGCAGCAAACCUUUACAGGAGGCCUCUGGAUGAGAUGGCUAUUUUUAUUCAGUUUUUAGCCUUUGUCCCUGUAACUUGUAUUGUUGAGAAAUAAGUAUCCUGUCUUAACUGAUCUGGCCUUUGAUUUCUGAAGAUACAAGCUGUUGUUUCUUUAUAGCAAAUCUUUUAAUUUUGGCAAUUAA